This is a messenger RNA of Lingula anatina, 2340 nucleotides long. RefSeq names its product disintegrin and metalloproteinase domain-containing protein 10 homolog. Lineage: Eukaryota; Metazoa; Brachiopoda; Lingulata; Lingulida; Lingulidae. Gene Ontology annotation, molecular function: metalloendopeptidase activity. Gene Ontology annotation, biological process: Notch signaling pathway; membrane protein ectodomain proteolysis. The record is from RefSeq and is a predicted model, not a curated record. Gene Ontology annotation, cellular component: plasma membrane.
AUGGUUACCAGGAAUUCAUCGAGAUUCAAGCCCUCUCCUGCGAACCCAGAAGACGUCCCAUCAUCUGAUGAUGAUGAAGAGGACCAAACCUAUCAACUUCAGCAACUCAAACCAGCCAAUCAUCAGAUGGCACUAUAUAGGGCAACAUUAAUGCCACCAGAAAGGCCCAGACUUGAAUGCACAAAGAACAAACUGAAUGACUAUAUUUCCCAUUACGAGGAAUUAAAUUACGAUGCGGAUGACCUUCACAACCUUCAUCUCCGAGCCAAAUGGUCACUGUCUGACCAGUCCCUUAAUCUCAUGUUUAAAGCUCACAGCAGAAAUUUUAAUUUGGAACUCCAAAAAGACUCCAAGAUCUUCAGUAAAAAUGCAGAUAUCGAAUAUGGAGAUGGAAGCACAAAGCCAUUGGACACCAGUUUUCUAUACAGAGGGCAGUUACGGGGUGAGCCCGGGUCAUCUGUGUAUGGCAGUGUGUUAGGUGGAGUAUUCACAGGAACCAUUGAGUCUCCAGAGACUGGAAGGUGGCACAUAGAACAUGCCAACAAGUACUUCCCUAAAGAAGUCACAGAGAAGAAAAAGUUCCAUUCCAUCAUCUACCAUGAGGAUCAUAUGGAUAUGGACCCAUACAGGCAUAUCCGCAGUGCAGCUGGUACUGCUCAGUGUGGAAAUAGCAAUAGUGACAUUGCAGACUGGAUGAGCAGAGUUCAGAAUUCUGCUGUGGAUGUAAAGAAAAAAAGUUACAGGACGGCUACCAGGGAAGAUCAUCAGAGGGAGCACAAUAUCUAUUCUGAGGCUUUGAACAGGGUGAAACGAGAGGAAGAAAACUGGCAGAAGAGAGCGACUGUCACUUUAUUCACUCCGCAAAAAAACACCUGCAGUCUGCUCUUACAGUCAGACCCUGCACUGUGGGAUCACAUGAGACAAAUGUAUAGUGAUGACAUGCGUACAGAAGAAGCCAUUAUAGCCAUGUUUCAUACCCAUGUCACGGCCAUCAAGGACAUAUAUCAGAACACAAUAUUUGAGACAUAUGAUGGAUCCAAGAAACUGACUGGUUAUAGUUUCCGUGUUCAAAGAGUGAGGAUUUUCAAGCGUAGUGACUGCUCACUAGCAGCUGUUAAAGACUUCUGCAUUAGAUAUAUAUCUGUCAUCCACUUCCUUAACCUAAACUCUAAAAUGAACCACGACAAGUACUGCCUGGCGUACAUGUUCACGUAUCGUGAUUUCACUGGAGGCACCCUGGGACUGGCGUGGGAGGGAUCAAAAAGGGCAUUUGGUGGCAUAUGUGAAAAAUGGAAGGAGUACAAGGAAUAUGGGCGUGGCCAAGCCACCAGCACCCUCAAAGUGUACAAGAGUCUGAACACAGGCAUUGUGACCUUCAUUAACUAUGGACAGACUGUUCCAUCCAGGGUUUCCUCACUGACGCUGGCCCACGAAAUCGGUCAUAACUUUGGGUCACCGCAUGACCAGGGAAGCAAGUGUACACCCUACACAUCAAUGGGUGACAGGAACGGGAACUAUAUCAUGUUUGCAAGUGCUACAUCUGGAGAAAAACCAAACAACAAGCUGUUCUCCCCUUGCAGUAAAGACAACAUCACUCUGGUUCUUGAUGCUGUGAACAGGGGAGCCAACAAAGUGAACUGUCUUAUUGGUAGUGAAGCUGCUUUCUGUGGAAACAACAUAGUAGAAGAAGGAGAGGAAUGUGACUGUGGAUUUGCCAACAGCAAUGGGGAAUGUACAGACAAGUGCUGCAACCCAGCAGUAGAAAGUGGCAGUAGCAGUAAUGCAUGUAAAAGAAAGCCUGACACAGUGUGUAGUCCGUCGCAAGGGCCAUGCUGUGAUCCGGACACCUGUAGAUAUGUUCCAGAAUCAAAGAAGCUUGUAUGUAGAGCUGCUGCAGAUUGCAAUGAACAACAGAUUUGUAAAGGAGCAAACUACACUUGUCCAGACUCAACAUUGAAGCCGGACUACUCACCCUGUAGAAAUAAUACCAAAGUAUGCAAACAAGGGGAAUGCACUGGGUCUAUAUGUGAAAGAAUGGAGAGUAAUAAUGUCCGCUGGGAGGAGUGCUUCAUUAAAGCUGAUCUUAAAGAUAAAAAAGUUGACAAGACAUCCUUAUGUUAUGUAUCUUGUCGAGAAGGGAAUGAUUCAAAAUGCUGGAGCUCUUUGAAUCAAAAGGAUGGCGGUUUUCCAGAUACUUUUAAGGCCAUGUUAAAAAUUGUUACCAAUGGAGAUGCUAUCAAAGUGCCCCCUGGUGCGCCAUGCAACAAUUUUGCUGGCUACUGUGAUGUGUUUAAUAACUGUCGAGAGGUGGAUGCUAAUGGACCCUUGUCAAGACUCUAG